Racocetra persica is the source of this 144-nucleotide messenger RNA. Lineage: Eukaryota; Fungi; Glomeromycota; Glomeromycetes; Diversisporales; Gigasporaceae. The record is from the annotation of a GenBank genome assembly.
AUGAUUCAAGUAAUAUCAUCAAGUUCAAAUUAUAGUAAAAACACUAGUGAAAUUAUCCCCAGUGAUGAUUUAAAUUUUUGGGUACAUCUGAUGCAUAAAUAUAGAAAUGUCGACAAGCCAUCAGAAUUUACAAAUCAGGCAGAA